Bemisia tabaci is the source of this 2876-nucleotide messenger RNA. RefSeq names its product Probable cytochrome P450 303a1 (gene Cyp303a1). NCBI's taxonomy places the organism in Eukaryota, Metazoa, Arthropoda, Insecta, Hemiptera, Aleyrodidae. Gene Ontology annotation, molecular function: oxidoreductase activity, acting on paired donors, with incorporation or reduction of molecular oxygen, reduced flavin or flavoprotein as one donor, and incorporation of one atom of oxygen; heme binding; iron ion binding. Gene Ontology annotation, cellular component: cytoplasm; intracellular membrane-bounded organelle. Gene Ontology annotation, biological process: xenobiotic metabolic process. The record is from RefSeq and is a predicted model, not a curated record.
CAGAAUCUGUCAGCAUCACUUCGUAUUCGACGAUCCCGAGUCUUGCCACGAUGCUCGGCUAAAAACACUUUUGUGCGUCAUCGAUUUAACCGUCGCUAGAUUGUUUCAUGCGCGUGUUCCAUCAUCUCUGCACCGCGUGAGAGUGAUCUGUGUUUUCUCAUCCAUAUUUGCUGAAUGAAUGCGAGAAGUGCAAUCUAGGAUUUCCUCUGUUUCAGUGAGAGUAAAUCACACAGGAUGUGGUUAGCCGUCAUCCUGUUUUGUUUUAUCCUCGGGUUAUUCGCCUACCUGGAUGCAAAGAAACCUAAGAACUAUCCUCCAGGUCCAGAAUGGUACCCAAUCAUCGGGUGUAUGUUACUCGUACAGAGGCUGAGGAAGGAAACGGGGUACCUGUACCGAGCAUGCGAGGAGCUCUCCCGGCAGUAUGGUCCAGUGGUGGGCCUCAAAGUAGGCAAAGAUAAGACAAUCGUCUGUUCCGGCUACGAGGCCGUCAAGGAAUUGCUCACCAAAGAGGAAUUCGACGGCAGGCCCUCCGGACCCUUUUACGAGGACAGAACUUGGGGAAGUCGCAGAGGCUUGUUGCUAGUGGACGAGCAGUUCUGGGUGGAGCAGAAGAGGUUCGUGCUGAGGCACCUGCGGGAGUUCGGCUUCGGGAAGAGGACCAUGUCCGAGCUGGUGGAGGAGGAGUCGUUCCAGCUCCUGUCCACUUUCCGGGAGGCCAUCGCCAAAGAAGGCGGGCGGUCGGCCGUGGUGCCGAUGCGCGACGCCUUCAGCGUCUCCGUGCUCAACACCCUCUGGUCCAUGCUGGCCGGCAUCCGCUACAGCCCCGAAGACAAGGAGCUCAAGCACCUCCAGGGCCUCCUCACCGAGCUGUUCGCAAACAUCGACAUGGUUGGCACCAUAUUCAGCCAGUUCCCCUUCCUCAGGUGGCUCGCCCCCGAGAAGUCCGGAUACAAGCAGUUCAUCGAUAUCCACCAGAAUGUUUGGAAGUUCUUGAAGACUGAAUUGGACAACCAUAAGGCCACUUUCAAAGCUGACGACCCAAGAGAUUUGAUGGACGUUUACCUCGAGAUGCUCCGCUCAAAAGACCGAUCAUCCAGCUUCUCAGAAUCCCAGCUUUUGGCGAUCUGCAUGGACAUGUUCAUGGCCGGAUCGGAAACGACAAGUAAAUCAAUGGGUUUUGGUUUCCUGUAUUUGUUAUAUCAUCCGGAAGUACAAGUCAGAGCUCAGGAGGAACUUGAUCGUGUCGUUGGCAGAAAUCGAUUACCCACUUUAAAUGACAGACCUGAGAUGCCAUACAUGGAAUCUAUCGUUUUAGAAUCCGUACGUAUGUUCAUGGGUCGCACUUUCAGUAUUCCCCACAGGGCUCUCAGAGAUGCCACCAUUCAGGGAUACAAUGUUCCUAAGGGUACAAUGUUAAUCGCGAAUUUCCAUCACGUGCUGAUGAGUCCUGAGUUUUGGGAUGAACCGGAGCUUUUCAAGCCAGAGCGAUUCAUAAAUGCAGAAAAUAAAGUGGUCAUACCGGACAACUACUUACCUUUUGGAUUCGGUAAACACAGGUGUAUGGGACAAGCGCUGGCCCGAUCCAACAUUUUCCUCUUCACGGCGACUCUGCUUCAGAAUUUCACCUUCAGUUGUGUCCCAGGCCAAGAUUUGCCGAGUAAAUUGGGAGUCGAUGGAGUGACUCCCUCACCCGGAGAAUUUGAUGCCCUCGUAACAGUAAGGGAUUGAAACGAUGUUUCCCCUCGAAGUCUGUAAGCUGCUGAUAUAUUAAUGUGGCAGCGAAUGGAAUUAAUGAGGGGUUCAACCUCUCCAGAAACCAAAUUAAACGCUAUUCCACCAAAUUAAGUUAACUAGAUUAAGUGUGUUUUUGCAUCGUUAAUUGAGAGACAACAGUCCGUGGUUGUUGAUUUCGAUAAAACAGUAAGUGACAAAAAUUCACUUUCCCGUGUACUGAUAUUCAUUCAUUAAUGUAUAUUGAAAUAUGAAAGGGGGGGGGGGGGAGAGAUUCGAGUGUCCUAUUGAAAAUUCUCGAAAAUAUUAUUAGAGAGACAUCUGGUGGUGCAGUAACUUUUGAAGAAUGCUUGAAAAAUUCGCCGAAGCACUAUUGAAGUUUCCGUAAAUACAUUAUUUUUGAUGCUUAAGUAUUUCACACACCUCAAGAUCUUGGCGCAAAAUUUGAAAGAAAUUGUUCCAGGAUAUUUUUGGAUUUACUGAGCACUCGUGUGCUUACUAUUCAUUCAUGAUGAACUAAACCGUCUAUAUCUCUUUUUAUAUCGCUAAUAAAUUUAUUCUUAUUUGUCUCGAAAAGUAAAGAAGGCGUCGAAUAUUAAAUGAAUUGAUCUCUCGCUGGAGGGGGUGAGUAAAUCGUUAUUUUGCCUCCUACAUUCCAUUCAGAGUUGCAGGUAUUUAGUUGCUCUCGAUAAAUAUUGAGGUUAUCAGUUUUGAGCUUAAAGUUUCCUCUUGCGCGGCCAAAAGCGAUUGUAGUAAAAAAAUUGACUGCAAGGUAUAUAGGUAUGAAGGCGAUCUCAACCCACAAGUUUUGAGAAAUCAGAAACGAAAAAUACUGCCAUAGCCAUCUCGUAUGACCGUUAAAAUAAAUUGUUUGACAGAAGUAUCCAAAUAAAUGGCUUACAGUUUCCUUAGACAAUAUAGGAAUAAUUUGUUAGUCAUAAUUAUAGAAAUACUAAAUUUAUCUUGUUGUCUAUUAUUAUUGAAAUAUGAAAAGAAUGUGUACAUAUUCUCAUCGAACUGUAAUAAUUAUUACUGCCAAAAUAGUUUUAAGUUUAAUAGGUGUCUCAGCAUGUAUGCAAAUUUGUAAAUAUGUUUUUUUGCGUAAGCAAUGACACCUAUGAAAAAUAAACUCUAUUUAUAGAGAA